AAUGUAGUUAACUUAAUUUUAGGAUAAAAUUCUAUGGAAUUUGAAAGAAGAGAAUUAAAGAAAAAAAAGAGAGAUGAAAAUUAAAAAGAAAGAAUCUAAAAUUGAUUUACAUUGAUAUCUGAUUAUUGGAUUUUUUAGAUAAAAGAGAUUUUUAAAGAUUUGA
Messenger RNA from Paramecium primaurelia, 163 nucleotides. Lineage: Eukaryota; Ciliophora; Oligohymenophorea; Peniculida; Parameciidae. The record is from the annotation of a GenBank genome assembly.